This is a messenger RNA of Bactrocera neohumeralis, 984 nucleotides long. Its product is annotated as succinate-acetate/proton symporter SatP-like. The transcript has a single exon. Gene Ontology annotation, biological process: succinate transmembrane transport; acetate transmembrane transport. Gene Ontology annotation, cellular component: plasma membrane. The annotation marks the transcript as partial. NCBI's taxonomy places the organism in Eukaryota, Metazoa, Arthropoda, Insecta, Diptera, Tephritidae. Gene Ontology annotation, molecular function: acetate:proton symporter activity. The record is from RefSeq and is a predicted model, not a curated record.
AUGGACAGACAUCGCCGCCGCUGCCACACUCGAGACACGCCUGGGCCUCUCCACCCGCGACGACACUCUCUCUGGAAUCGCACGCAGGCCGUGGAAAAGGAGCAACCGGCCGCCGCCGCAGCAGCAGGAGGAGGGGGAGGAGGAGGAGGAGGAGGAGAAAGACGCCAGCACCACUUCCACGCUAAAAAGAAGUGGACGAACAGCCGCGUGCAAGACAAGGACGCGAUGGAGGCAGCUGAAGCCGCACUGGUGGAAAGGACAUCCUCAACGAACCCAACGGCAAAUACGACGUCGGCAGCUGCAGCGAUUGGGGGCCUCGCACUCGCGCCACCGGCGAAGAUUUGCUGUUGUGAGUUGUGUCGUCCAGAGAAAUGCAAAGACAUCAACAACAGCACGAACCCAAGAAUUGGUAGUCCGGGCCCGGUGACGCUCUUUGCCUUUGGCAUGACCACGUGCUUGUACAACGUCCACAUCGCACAGAUUUGCCCAAUGAACAUGACCACGAUGGGACUUAUCGUCUUCUAUGGCGGCCUCGCACAGUUCGUGGGCGGCUGGUUUGAGCUCAUUAACAUGAACGCCUUUUUCUGCACUUUGGACGUCACGUACGGUGCCUUCUGGAUGGCGACGGCGAUCACGAAUUUGGUGCCGGAGAAUACUUUUGUCACGACGAGCGAUGUCUCGAACAACUACAUGGGCGGCUUUUUCAUGCUGUGGUUCUUCUUUUCCUCGACCAUGUUCGUUUCCUCGCUCAAGAUCGGCACGUUCAUGCAGAUGCUGUUGAACUUCUCCGUCGCGUUGAACUUUUUGUUGAACCUGCUUGGGCAGUUCACGAAGAGCAACACGCUGCAGAAGGUGGCUGGUUUUGAAGGCAUCGUCGAGGGCUGUCUCGCCGUCUAUAUGGGGAUGGCCUUCACCCUGCGGGAGGCCUACGGGCACAGCGUGUUGCCAAUUCUUUUCCAAAAAAGACUUCAAGUACACGGAGUG